This is a messenger RNA of Sander lucioperca (pikeperch), 1648 nucleotides long. Its product is annotated as beta-1,3-N-acetylglucosaminyltransferase lunatic fringe-like. Gene Ontology annotation, molecular function: O-fucosylpeptide 3-beta-N-acetylglucosaminyltransferase activity. Bases 138 to 1202 code for a protein of 354 amino acids. The transcript has 8 exons. Gene Ontology annotation, biological process: regulation of Notch signaling pathway; pattern specification process. Gene Ontology annotation, cellular component: Golgi membrane. The record is from RefSeq and is a predicted model, not a curated record. Lineage: Eukaryota; Metazoa; Chordata; Actinopteri; Perciformes; Percidae.
AAAAAUAAAGCAGCGGAAACCGACAGAGUGGUUGUUAUUGGAGCCUGCACGGUGGAGAUGUUAUAAACUGAAGAGAAGAGUUUCUUACACCUUGUUCCGUCCAUGAAAGAAGCUGUAAAACCGUCCCCACCGUCACAAUGUGGAAACCCGCCGCCUGUGGAUCAAAAAGCAACUUCAGCUCAGCAGCUGCCGCCGCGGUCACCUGUCUGCUCGUGACCGGGAUGCUGGUCGUUACUGUCGGACAACCGAGCAGCGGAGACCCGGCGGAGCCUCUAGUUGCUGCAGCGACGAGCGGAAAUGUUUACUCGGCGUAUUUCAGAAAACUCACCCGGGAGAGGCGAGCGAUAAGCGACCCUCCUCGGAAAAGCGCUCCCCUCGGGCCGGUGGAGCAUCUUUCCCCGGCCGACCUGUUCAUAGCGGUGAAGACCACCGGGAGAUAUCACCGGCAGAGACUGCAGCUCCUGCUGGACACCUGGAUCUCCAGAAACAUGCAACAGACGUUUGUGUUCACUGAUGGAGAGGACGAGGAGCUGAGGAAAAGGAUGGGAGCUCACAUGAUCAACACCAACUGUUCCGCGGCCCACAAUCGUCAGGCCCUCUCCUGUAAGAUGGCUCUGGAAUAUGACACUUUUAUUAACUCUGGCAAGAAGUGGUUCUGUCACGUCGAUGAUGAUAACUACCUGAAUGUCGGCUCCCUCCUAAAGCUCUUGUCUCAGUACAGUCACACACAGGAUGUUUACAUCGGCCGGCCCAGCCUCGAGCGACCAAUAGAGGCCACGGAGAGGCUCGGCACCACUGAAAUGAAGCAGGUGAGUUUCUGGUUCGCCACAGGAGGAGCAGGAUUCUGCCUGAGCCAUGGCCUCGCUCUCAAGAUGAAACCCUGGGCGAGUGAUGGCACCUUCAUGGCGACAGCUGAGCACAUUCGCCUCCCGGACGACUGCACCGUUGGUUACAUCGUGGAGGCGCUGCUUGGCGUGAGCCUCAUCCGAUCGGCAUUGUUCCACUCCCACCUGGAGAACCUGGGGCUAGUGUCAGACAUACACAACCAGGUGACUCUCAGCUACGGCACAGUGGAAAACAGCAGAAACACUGUCAGCCUGAAAGGACCAUUUUCAAAAAAUGAAGAUCCUACGAGGUUCAGGUCGGUCCAUUGUCUGCUGUACCCAGACACUGCUUGGUGCCCCAGGCCCUGGCGACUUUAACACCGACAGACCGGUGGAGGAGGAGAAUGAGUAAAUGUCUGGCUUAACUCAAUUUUCUCUGAUUGAGGAGGAAAUCACUGCAGACGUCCAGGAAUACAGAGAGGGAGUCUGACCGCUGCCCUCCUUUGACUCACCAGUGCUGAAGAAUCUCUGAAACAUUUGGACAUAGAUGUUUUCCUCACACCCAACAGCAGUCUGAGUAGUAGACUGACUUUUUAUGAGGGACUACAGUUCUGUUAGUUUAGACACCUGAACUCUGACCCGGUGAAAUGUUGUUGGGAAGAGAAGAAGACUUAAGGUCAAUAUUCUUGGAUGGCAUCUUUGCUGUUUUUAGAUCCUGAGGGUGGCACGAUCCUGAGGAAAAGCUCUGUUGUUACCUAAAUCCAAAGGAUUUAUCCUCUGUGCGUCUCAGUGGAGCCUGUCAGACCUGCCUCAUCUGUCCUCUU